Molecule: messenger RNA, 887 nt
Organism: Camelina sativa (false flax)
Lineage: Eukaryota; Viridiplantae; Streptophyta; Magnoliopsida; Brassicales; Brassicaceae
Source: RefSeq, a predicted model, not a curated record
CCAUACAUUUCCAAACCAGCGUCUCUCAGUUUCUUCUUUCUCGUCUUCGUAGCUGCAACGACUGAGUUUUUUCCUAUCUAGCCGAAGAGAGAGAGAGUCGCCGUUCACCGAUCCUUUCUCCGAUCUUCUUCUCCCUAAGGGUUUUGCAAACUUGGUAUAGUAUGGGCGACUUUUCGAUUCAGAUCAGUUCAAAGCUGAUCAAUCAGCUAGCUGAAGGUAACGAUCAACCAAAGAGGAAGGCGAAGAAAACCAAACCCAAAGUGUCACCACAGAGGAAGGUGGAACAAGAAGCGAAAACACACCACCACGAUGCAGAGAAGCCGAAUCCAAUGGCGGAGUUACCAAUGCAGCCACCGUUUUUCUUCCCAAUACCGCAACAAGCAGCAGCAGCAGCAGCAAGCGCGGAGUUGCAGUUGAUAAAGUCUGUUUCGAAAGAGAGUGAGAAGGUUCUUGAGAAGCUGGAGAAAGUAGAGAAGAACCUUGUUCAUGAAGUGACAGAGAGAGCCAAGGAGCUGAGGGAGAAAGAGUAUAAGAUCCCUGAACCGAAACCAAUGCCUUGUUCUGAAGAUCACGAAGCGUGGAUGAAAUGCUACAAAGAGAACAUUGAUAACCCGCUGAAAUGUAGCGGUUUGGUUAUGAGUUACCAGGAGUGCGCACGCCGGUGCAGACAGCAAGUGAAUCCUGAGGAAAAGUAGAGAUAAUAAGAUUGGUAAAGACUUUUUUUUUUGUGAUAAGAAGGGGAGAGUUUCUGUUUUUUUUUUGCUUUCUGAGAUCUUAUGAAUGAUACAGGAAAAUGAGAAUUGAUUCCUUUGUUAUUACUUGAAAGCAAACGGAAAAAAUAAUUAGAAUCUGUGAUUAUGUUCAUAAGAUCAAACUUUCAGAAUUGA